This is a messenger RNA of Vitis vinifera (wine grape), 5623 nucleotides long. Its product is annotated as receptor-like protein kinase THESEUS 1. Gene Ontology annotation, molecular function: transmembrane receptor protein tyrosine kinase activity; ATP binding. The coding region runs from base 774 to 3302 and encodes 842 amino acids. The transcript has 2 exons. Gene Ontology annotation, biological process: protein autophosphorylation. Lineage: Eukaryota; Viridiplantae; Streptophyta; Magnoliopsida; Vitales; Vitaceae. Gene Ontology annotation, cellular component: plasma membrane; plasmodesma. The record is from RefSeq and is a predicted model, not a curated record.
UCGUUGGUCCCAGCAGAGCAAACCCCAUCCCGCUGUUAGCGCAUGUACAUGUGUAUGAAUUUCUCUCUUCACAUAGGCCUUAAAAAUUCAAAAAGAGAAAAAUGAAAAAUGAAAAAAAUAGAAACAAAGCUCUGCUGCAGAAGUUUCAUGGAGAUUUCUGAAAUUUAAUGCAGGUCUUGGUCAAGAUAUUGGUGGGUCCUCCCUUUUCUCUGUAUAUGACAGCCUAAUCAACAGCCUGGAAAGAGUGGGUGCAGCUGAGCUAAAAGGGCGUGGUUGAUGGGUUUUCAUGGCGCCAUUCAUGUAAUCUCAACUGGGUUUCCUCCCUCAGCCAGACCCAGUUCAGUGGAUUUGCUGACUGCAGGCAUUUGGGUGUCUAGAUGAGGUAAGGGCACUGUUCUAAAAAAGCUUUGAUCUUUCUCUGUUUUGUGUCACAACAUUUCAUCUGCACCUGAGUUUUUGGUCCUUAUAUUAGGCAAAGCUGUUGAUUUCGCCGUGUUGGUCUGUAAUUUUUAAGAGAUUUUAGUGCUUUAGUUGCUGCCUGAGGUAGAGGGUGUCAUUGGUUUUGUUAGAUCUGGGGUGUUUGAAGAAAAAGGGUUCUUUAGGUGGGAGCUAUUAGGGCAUUGAGGGCUUAUUUGUAGGACCUUUUGGGUCUUGUUGAGUUGAGUUUUUCAGAUCUUUGGUGGAUUGGAGGCUUGGGAAUUUGAAUUGGUGAGGUGUUGGGGUAGUUUCUGUUCUUCAAGGACUUAAGGGUUUGGGGUACCAGUACCACAAAAAUGGAGAAAGUGAAAUGGGGGCCUUUGAUUCUAGCCGUUAUUCUUUUGGGGUUCAUUGGCCAUGGAUCAUAUGCCUCAUUCACCCCCGUUGAUAACUACUUAAUUGCCUGUGGAUCUUCAAAGAACCUCACAUUCCAAGGUCGUACUUUUGUUCCUGAAGUGCAAUCUUCAAUUGUAUUGAAAAGUCAAGGAAAUUCUGUCACUGCUGUCUCCAGUUCCACUGCCUUGCCUCCCAUUUAUCAAUCUGCUCGUAUUUUCUCCGGGAUAGCUUCUUACAAAUUUGAAAUUGAGCAGGAAGGGCGGCACUGGGUUCGUCUCUAUUUUUACCCUAUUUCCAACUCCAGCCAUGACUUGACGUCAGCCUCAAUAACUGUAGUCACUGAUAGUUUUGUGCUCUUGAACAAUUUCACUUUCAAGAACUAUAAUCGUUCCUACUUGUUCAAGGAGUAUGCAAUCAAUGUGACUUCGGAUACCUUGACCCUCACCUUCAUCCCUUCAAACAAUUCGGUUGCUUUUGUCAAUGCGAUCGAAGUUGUCUCUGUUCCAAACGAGAUUUUUCCUGACCAGGCUCUGGCUCUGUCCCCGUCUGCUCCUUUUAGUGGCCUUUCUGAACUUGCCCUUGAAACUGUCUACCGGUUGAAUAUGGGGGGUCCUUUGCUCACUGCUCAAAAUGAUACACUUGGAAGAACUUGGGAGAAUGAUGAGAAAUACCUCCAUGUGAACAGCUCUGCCAAGAAUCUUUCGGUGAACCCUGGAAACAUAAAAUAUACUACUGCUGUCACAACAGAAACAGCGCCGAAUUUGGUUUAUUCCACUGCCGAAUCCAUGGGUAAUGCAAAUGUAAGCAAUGGGAACUUCAAUAUAACUUGGGUUUUCUCUGUCGAUCCAGACUUCAUGUAUUUUGUUCGGGUGCAUUUCUGUGACAUUUUGAGCACGUCUCUGAACAAUCUUGUCUUCAACUUGUUCAUAAAUUCUGAUAUUGCUCUGGAGAGUCUUGAUCUCUCAUCCUUAACUGGUGAUUUGAGUGUACCGUAUUACAAAGACUUCAUCUCCAACUCUUCAGCAGAUUCAGAUGUUUUGACUGUUAGUGUGGGUCCAGAUACAAUGGCUGAUGUUACUAAUGCAAUUAUGAAUGGCUUGGAGAUCAUGAGGAUCAGCAAUGGAGCUAAAAGCUUGGAUGGGCUUUCUUCAGUUGAGAGUCUCCUUCCCCAACCACCCACAAAAAGGAACAUGAUAGGAAUCAUUAUUGGUUGUGUUGUGGGAGCUUCUGUUGCUGUGGUGUUCAUAAUUCUCUGUAUUUGCUGCUUUGUUGCCUGUAGGUCGAAGACCCCCACCCAGGGGCAUCCAUGGCUUCCCUUGCCCUUAUAUGGAAACUCCCAGACCAUGACGAAGAUGUCCACGACUUCUCAAAAGAGUGGAACAGCGAGCUGCAUCUCAUUAGCUUCCACCAAUCUUGGCCGGCUCUUCAUGUUCCAAGAAAUCAUGGAUGCAACAAACAAAUUCGAUGAGAGCCUGCUUCUUGGAGUUGGUGGUUUUGGUAGGGUCUACAAAGGAACACUUGAAGAUGGGACUAAAGUAGCUGUCAAAAGAGGAAACCCCAGAUCUGAACAAGGUCUUGCUGAAUUCCGAACUGAAAUUGAAAUGCUAUCCAAGCUCCGUCACCGCCACCUUGUCUCUCUUAUAGGCUAUUGUGAUGAACGAUCAGAGAUGAUUCUGGUUUAUGAGUACAUGGCUAAUGGUCCCCUAAGGAGCCAUCUUUAUGGAACAGAUCUACCGUCUCUCUCCUGGAAGCAACGACUUGAAAUUUGCAUUGGAGCUGCAAGGGGGCUUCAUUAUCUUCACACAGGUGCAGCUCAGAGCAUAAUUCACCGUGAUGUGAAGACAACAAACAUUCUCUUGGAUGAGAAUUUUGUAGCAAAAGUUGCUGAUUUUGGCCUCUCAAAGACUGGUCCUGCCCUGGAUCAGACCCAUGUAAGCACUGCUGUUAAGGGUAGUUUUGGGUACCUUGAUCCUGAAUACUUUAGAAGGCAGCAGCUCACAGAAAAAUCUGAUGUGUAUUCAUUUGGUGUGGUCCUAAUGGAAGUCCUCUGCACCAGACCAGCUUUAAACCCUGUUCUACCAAGGGAGCAGGUUAAUAUAGCAGAAUGGGCAAUGAGCUGGCAAAAGAAGGGUAUGCUGGAUCAAAUCAUGGAUCCAAAUCUGGUUGGGAAGGUGAAUCCAGCUUCUCUUAAGAAGUUCGGAGAGACAGCUGAGAAGUGCUUGGCUGAGCAUGGGGUUGACAGGCCGUCAAUGGGGGAUGUCUUGUGGAAUCUAGAAUAUGCUCUCCAGCUUGAGGAGACGUCAUUGGCUCUUACAGAACCUGAAGAUAACAGCACAAAUCAUAUUGCAGGUAUUCAGUUGACACCAAUCGAGCAAUUUGAGAACAGCGUUAGUAUGAUUGAUGGGGUGCACUCUGGCACAGACGAUGAUGCAGAAGAUGCAGCUACAAGUGCUGUAUUCUCUCAGCUAGUAAACCCUCGUGGAAGAUGAGAAGAAACAAUUUCCACGAUAUUGUGAUCUCAGCUGCUGGAUGCCCCACUAAAGAUUUGGCUGACCUGGCCUCGAGAGUACAAUCUCCAAGUAAAUGCAUGAAGGUUAUUUCUAAGUUCAUUGUUCUGGGCUUUUACCUCAUUUUUUCAUCCAUAAUAUGUUUUCGGUUGUAAUAUAGUUGAUUGAUGGGUGCCAAUUAAUCCAUCAGAAAUGGUGCCUAGACCACAAGGAUUCUAUUAGUGUCUUGAUUGAAUUCAUUCUGAGUAUAUGGAUUGUAUUGGCAUUAUAAGUUUAUGUUCACAAAAUGAGUACAGAAAAUAAGGCAGAGUAUGUUAUCUCUGUAGCAAAAAAUUUCUUGUGAUUUUAUAUCAUCUUUGUGUAAAAUUUCUUAUUGGCUGCACUAGUAUUUUUCAGAAUUAUGAGAAAUCCAUUCUAGGUUAGAAAGAUGAUCUUCUCUACCUGACUCUGGAGAAAAUGCAGGGAUGAAGUGAGAUCAAAGUGUUGAACCUUAAAUUUUUCUUUAUUGGGAACCAAGAAUACCCAGAAGUCUAGUCAGUGAGCCUAAUGUAAUGCUUUAGCCUUUAGCUAGCCUGGAGUUUCAUUGUUUUGGAGAUGGAAAAACAAUAAUGAGUAACUCAAAAUCUUGAAAAUGAUUUUCCUUGCCGUUUCUGUGUUAACCAAAUGAUGGUUAUGAGAAACCUUUUAUGAAUGGGGCUGCCAAUGUUUAUGAAUAUUUAGGUUGUCUCUUAACUUCCUUAGGUUUAGUGCCUUCCCAAAUCCUCGAAAUUGCUUAGAUCGAAUACAUACAUUUAUUUUGCCAAGCAAAGGUAGAAAACACUGCAUUGAUUUUGCAUGUUUUGAUUGAACAAUGAGAAGGAAGAAAACUCCAUACUGAAUGAACUGGAAUUCAUUACUUAGGGCAGGACAGGGGGCUCCUUGCUCUCUGCCAGCCAACCCCAAUUAUUCUCAAGAGGCAUAAACUUCAAUUAUUCUGUCACUGUAUGAUUCAUUUUCUACAGACUAUUCCCAUCCCACUGGUGGCUCCACCAGUGCAGUCUAGUGUACCAUAGUCCAUAAUCAAUGUGUCCUUUUGGUCGAAAACUCCUGCUGGUGAGAACAAACAAGAACGGCAAUCUGCAGAGAGAAGUGAUGUGGUUCGGUACUUGUCUUCACCUCCUACUACUGGCAUUGCUACGCCGGGCUUUACUGGAUUCUCAAAAUCUGGCUGGUAAGUCUGGCCAAGGACUCCCUCAACCUUGGACGAGAGGCCAAAGAAUCUGAACUGUACUUCCAAGUGGGCAAAACAGUCAUCAGAAGGUAUCUGGUAGUUAUGGAUUCUAUCAUCCUCCUUUGUAAUGGGCACAACAUUGACUAAAAUCUCUGCAAUUUCUGGUAGAGUGACAACAACACUGUUUCUGUUUGAUGUUCUUUCCACUUUCAGGUCAUUUUCUGAGAAGUUCCAUGCAGAAAGAUGGCCUUCUGGUAUAUCUAGUUCCUUCCCAUCAUAAGAGAAUUUCAGAUGGUCAAUCUCAUCAUCCCAGGCCACUGCUCGGGUAGCCUCCAGAGAGAAGCUGUGGGAGUCAACAAGGAUUCCCAGAGCUUGAAUCCAAGUAUAGUCCCGGGUUCUCCCAGCUGGACGGAGGCCAAUGAAGUGGGCAUUGAUCUGGAGGUUGAGGUCAGAGACCAAGCUGAAAUGCUCAUUUCUCUUCCCAUGGAAGUAGAAGACAAUGCCAUCUCCACCAAUGAACCGUGGAUCCAAGCACGCAGCUCCAGGACUGUUACAAUUUGCUUUACGAUCUAUGAUCAUCAAACCAAAACAUAAGGUCAGUAACAGACGUUUGAACACAGCCAAAGAAGUUUAAAUGAUGAAAGUGAAAUAGCUGAAGAGAAGACAUCUCACUCUUGCACUCAGCCUGGCAUAAGGGUGAGUUACAGUUGAUAUAGCAAACUUUAGCUUUCGAGUUUGUUGAUGAUGAUGUUGGGCAUUCACUUGGGCAAGUUAUCCGCUUAAGAAAGCAUGGACUGUUGCGAUUUGUGCAGGUUCGGCUUUCUGCAUCGAUUUGUGUUACACCAGCUACAAAGCAUAGCAGAAUGAUCAACAAACAAUUGCUGCUCAAGAUCUCCAUAGCUCGUCUUCAAUGGCAGAUUGAUCAAAACCCAUCUCUUUCAUGCUGUUUUGUAGAACCAGACAAGUGGGGUUUGCUUAUAGUGCUACUCUAUCCAUCAAGUGUUCUUUAAGCUUUCUUUUACAUAGUCUUUGACUGAAAUUUGAAGCAGGAACAUGGGCAUGGUUGGAUUUCUUAAAUGCUUUGCUUGAUUAA